AUGGCACCGCCAUCCCAGAUCAUAUCUCCUGCCGACGCGUCCAUCAUACUGAAGCACGCCGCGAGUUCCUGUGGACACGACGAGUGUCCAGACCUCAUACACACAACAAACGCAGCGGAGGGACAAGAACCAGUGCUGCCUUUAUAUCUACGAUCGCCCGAACACUUCUUCAAUCGAGACCUGGACUGUGCUUGCCCAGAGAGCGACUACGAGAACCACACCGGAGGUUGUGAGUGCGAGUGUGAGUGUGAGGAGGAGUGCGACGACGAUUACUGCGUCGAUGAGUGCGGAUGUGAGCCAUGUCUGGCGGAAAAGUCUGCAUGCAGCCCACGACUUCGCUUGGAACGACCAGAAGGCAUUCGCGACAUCUUCGAGAGCGUGUACACGAACCGCAUUGGACCUUACCGUAUCGCAAAAGACCAUCAGCUCGAUUAUCAGCUUUGUACCGCGCGCGAGCUCAAGGGAUUUGUCGAUGCACGCGGACUGCAGGACCUAUAUCCAGCCGGCACAACUCUCAAACCGCUUUACAUCAGAGCUCUUCAGGACGCAGAUCGCAAGGCGACCUUCCGCUUCCUCGAUCUCCCAGCAGAAAUGCGAAAUCUAGUCUACGCUGAGCUCCUCACCUUCGACGUGGAAACAUGCCCGCAUCGCCGCAUGUGCUAUGCUCAGAUCCUACGUACUUGCAAGGCUGCCUACGUGGAGGCAAAGGAAAUUCUGUACGACAACGUUGUGGACGUACGCUUCAGCGCUCAGGUCAAGCCUAUUGAGCACGCCGGAGGGAACGACAGACUAGAAACAGGAGCUCUUGUGCAUAACACGCUCGUGACUCAGCGUGGCAAGACUGACUUCGGUCGCCUCCUGAACUGCACAGCAAUCUAUCCAGACUUCCUCAAACGAAUUACGCAGCUGAAGCUGUCGCGCUCGUUGACUGAUGACCCCAGCGCCAAUCGACUACCAGAGUUCGCUCAUCGCGGCCUGGCGUAUCUUCACAGCUGCCUCGUCACAUUGACCAGCUUUCUGAUGGACCAACAUUGUCUUCACAGCGUCCAGGUCGAUAUCACGAAGUUGGGUCGUCUAGAGGAUGAGGAGCUCAUUGCAACUUUACGCCCACUUCGCCGAUUACGCAAUGUCAGCUCCAUGAGGAUCACUGGCGACUGUCGGGAAGAGCUCAAGGCUCGCAUCGCGAACGACGUGAAUGGCACAGCAUCGGUGCCAAAUACUUUGAAGCAAAUGCAGCUUGUCAUAUCGCAUGGUCAAGCGGCUGUGCGCCUCGGUGGCCUGACCAACCCUCUGUUCGGCCACCGACCAUGUGGGAGCUACCCAAGCGAAUGUGGUUACGAGAUGGUGGAUCUUGUCCAGCAGCAUCUCGACGCAAUCCUGUGUGGGGCAGACGAUCGAUAUGCUCACUUCGGACUGUUUGAGAGCGCACGGAAGGAGAAAAUACUGCAGAUUCGACUCGCUAAGAUCCAGGACGCUCUAUCAGACCUCCAUAUGGAUAUGGUGCGGAAGAAUCUUGAGUUGCUGGAGAAGGCCAAAGCCACCAAGGACGAGUACUUCGACGGCCGCGUGGAUCCCGAUGAGACGAAACUCUUGGCGGGCUACUACACUGAUUAUGAAACCGACUAUGACAGCGAGGACUCGGAGUGGUGA
This is a messenger RNA of Fulvia fulva, 1650 nucleotides long. RefSeq lists its product as uncharacterized. The transcript has a single exon. The record is from RefSeq and is a predicted model, not a curated record. The coding region runs from base 1 to 1650 and encodes 549 amino acids. Lineage: Eukaryota; Fungi; Ascomycota; Dothideomycetes; Mycosphaerellales; Mycosphaerellaceae.